This is a messenger RNA of Periconia digitata, 1247 nucleotides long. The record is from the annotation of a GenBank genome assembly. NCBI's taxonomy places the organism in Eukaryota, Fungi, Ascomycota, Dothideomycetes, Pleosporales, Periconiaceae.
CCGCCAUUCGUGUGAACAGAAACGUGGAGGUGAUACGUCGACUAUUUGGAUCAUGGUGGGUGCCGAUGGCGACAUCGAAUGCUGGCUUGACGCGAGAACGGUGCAGCUCGAUUAGGCAUACACAAAUAGCUGUCAUGCGAGUAGCUCUGGAUGACUCGACAGUCAUAGGUACAUCCCUCAUGUCAGGUGAUAGGGGAACGACCAUCCUACCUUACCGCCUACUACGCCAGAUUAGAAACACCGAGCUCGUCCUUGGGUUGCUAGCCACAUAUCGGGGUAGCUACUCUUCCCAACUUGCCCUUCGGCACUCUCUAGUCUAUAGAUGGCUCGACAUAAGUUGAGAUUGAGCUGGAAAUUGAACAACAGUCUAGUGCAACGCGAUCAAGACAACCGGACAUCAAGAGAUCAUCAAGAGCCAGACUGUACGGAUCGAAACGGCAAUUGAGCGUUGAUACGUAGUACUUGAGAUCACGAAUAUUCGUCUCUAGCCGUGUUUUUUUUUUAUCUGUGAUCUGACAACGAAAGGAUGCUACACGGACAGCAUAUUGGGUUGGGCUGUCGGUACUAAAGAGAGCUCCGGAUUAGCAAUCACAUCAGGGUCUUCAUCCUGGAUGCGUAUGUGCCACUCAUGGCCACUCUAUUCCCUUCCAUUGGAAUCAUUCAGGAAGGUAACGAUCCUCCUGGUUCCUCGUAUUGGAGAAACAGUCCACCUCUCUAGUCAAUUCAGUCGCCGAAUCUAACAUCCACCAGUAAUCAGUUCUAUUUCCGAUCCCCUGAAUCCCGAAUGUCGAUCAUACACAAUAUCAUCUAACUAUCGUGCGGGUGGUUGUUUCUCUUGUCUCCACUUGAGCUGCCGCCCAUCGGACAACCCGCGCGGCCGUGCACGACGACUUGCCUGAUCCGGCUUCCACCAUUCGUAUCGCCAUGUUCGAAACUAUUCUCUCCUUCAUCAGUCCCCAUCAUCAUUUCCAUUGCGCAAGCAAUGAUUCACCCAUCAGCAGUCAGCAUCGCUACACUUGCAUUGUGAAUAAAGGACUAAUGCCUACCACCCCACUCGAUCAUCGUCAGGCUGGCCCCCAACCCGUAUUGGAGGGCUUACUACUAUGACCUAACUUAGCGGCCGACCAUCUUGAAACAACUACACGGACUUUUUGAGGGGUUUCCCAAUCUACUCUGAGCACCUGAUAUGUUAGGCUACCCAGUCUUGCUGUCCCUCCUUUCUGCAGUCUGGUUGCGGCGCAACUUGC